Messenger RNA from Helicoverpa zea (corn earworm), 1937 nucleotides. Its product is annotated as synaptic vesicle glycoprotein 2B-like. Gene Ontology annotation, biological process: transmembrane transport. NCBI's taxonomy places the organism in Eukaryota, Metazoa, Arthropoda, Insecta, Lepidoptera, Noctuidae. Gene Ontology annotation, cellular component: membrane. The coding region runs from base 308 to 1876 and encodes 522 amino acids. The record is from RefSeq and is a predicted model, not a curated record. Gene Ontology annotation, molecular function: transmembrane transporter activity. The transcript is spliced from 12 exons.
CUUCAGUGCACAGUGGACAACCGCCGCGAGCAGUGUUCAGUCGCGCCCAACUCCCCACGGUAUUCACUCGUGCCCAACCAAUGCCGCCAACUUACCGCACUCGAGUAAAAUUAAAAAUACACAAGUAAAAAUAUUAACUAAAAGUACCCAACAACAAAUGGGAUAAAUAAACUGGUGAUUAAAAGUGGUGAUUGACUUCUAAGUUAGUGUUAAAACUUGGUGAUUUGUCGACAAACGAUUUUUUUGUGUGAUAUUAGUUUUUAGGUACUUUCGUUUUCGUUGUUAGUGUAAGUGUAAGUUUUUAAUUAUGGAAGAACACGGAGAGAGCAAGGAGCGAGUGCAGCGCGCGCCCUUCGAGACCGCUCUGCAUCACGCCGGUUACGGCUGCUUCCAAUGGCUGCUGCUGAUGUCAUGUGGCGCCAUCUACGCGGUGUGCGCGCUCAGCACCACCACGCUCAGCUUCGUGCUGCCGGCUGCCGAGUACGACUUCCACCUGUCCUCCAGUGACAAGGGCAGGCUUACUGCUACGCCUCUUAUUGGUAUGUGCGUAGGAUCUUACUUCUGGGGCAACCUGGCAGACGCGAGGGGGCGUAAGAAGGCCAUCAUCGGAGCGCUUCUGCUGGAUGCACUGGCUGCUUUCCUCUCCAGCGUGGUGCAGUCAUUCCCUGCGUUCUUAGCCUGCAGGUUCUUCUCCGGGUUCGGCAUCAUCGGAGCCACAGGGCUGAUCUUCCCUUACUUCGGAGACUUCUUGUCUCUCAGGCACCGGGAUGUCAUGCUGUGCAGGCUUGAGGUCUUCUGGACUUUUGGCACUAUUUUGUUGCCAGGUAUCGCAUUCCUCAUCAUCCCAGACUCCAGGUUCAACCUGACAGCAGUCGGAGCUGACUUCCAGUACACCUCAUGGCGAGUCUUCGUGGCAGCCUGUGGUAUCCCCAGCCUGUUGGUGGUGCUGCUCCUCAUACCGUUCCCGGAGAGUCCAAGAUACCUGCUGUAUGCGAACAGAGCGGAGCAGGCCUUGCAAGUGCUGCAGAGGAUAUUUGUGGUCAAUACUAAGCUUAGUGAGAAGGACUUUCCUGUAGAAUCAAUGAUAAGUGCCUACGAAGGUGAGGAGGAGGAGGUGGUGUCAGCAGACAACAACGGGAAUGAGACGAAGGCGCCGCUCACGUGGGCACAGCGCUGGGAUGCCUUCUGGGUCAGAAAGAAGAUGCUGGUCAUGCCUCCUUAUAUUGGCCUGCUGGUGCUGUGCUGCUUCGUGGACUUUGGACUUAUGUUCAGCUACUACACACUGAUGAUGUGGUUCCCGGACCUGUUCGAGCGGUUCAGCCAGUUCUCGUCUCUGUACCCUGACGUGUCUGCCGGCGUAUGCGAGGUGUCACUAGCCUUGGCUAAUGAUACUGCUGAGUUGACUGGCAAGUUACAGACACUAGAUGACAGAGUCUACAUCCAUACUCUGGUAGUAGCGUUAAGUUGCGUGCCCACUGCUCUGUGGGUCGGUCUCACCAUCAACGUAGUCGGCAAGAAGCUUAUGUUAGUGAUGAUGUUGAUCAGCUCCGGGCUGGCAGCGCUAGGACUGAACCUGGUGCGCUCCUCGCUGGAGAACCUCAUCCUGUCGUGUGUGUUCGAAGCCAUCGUCAGCUGCACUGAGGCAGUGCUGUUCUGUGUCAUCUGCGAGAUAUUCCCUACUAAAGUCGCUGCCACAGCUAUGGCGGUUACAGUGAUGUGUGGCCGGAUAGGGGCUAUAGUGGGCAACGUGGUCUUCGGAGCCCUGGUAGACGAGCACUGCGUGGUGCCCAUAUAUAUGUUCGGAACAUUGCUUAUAACGAGCGGGUUGCUGUGUAUAAUACUUCCGAAGAGCACACGCCCCGAGCGGCCCACGUGAGGCCCUGUAGUCAUACUGUUAUAUUUUUAUAUCUAUUAAAUAAUUAUAUCCACAACCAAAA